Messenger RNA from Amoebophrya sp. A120, 1273 nucleotides. The record is from the annotation of a GenBank genome assembly. NCBI's taxonomy places the organism in Eukaryota, Dinophyceae, Syndiniales, Amoebophryaceae.
CUUUCGUCAUCGUCGGUCGCAUGCAGUUGCCCAUCACUCAGAAUUCGGUAGAAUCGGAGAUCGGACGUGUAGCUAAAUUCAAUCGGUGGACUUGCAUAUGAUAAAAGCUGAUACAUCAUAAAACAUGACUGAUGCUCACGCGAAUUAUGUCGGUCAAGGUUUUUGUAUUCGCCAUAUUCCAUAACCAUAUCCAUUGCUCUUGCUUCGUCGAUGCCCGGCCAUACCAUAGUCAUUUUGUCAUUUAUCCAGCUUGCGGACUAAUAAAAUAAUUUGCCUUUUGCCCUGUUUCUUUUCAACGGAAAGAUAUGUACUUCAUCAGUCGCUCUCUAAUGUUCAUUAUUUCCAAUUUCAAUUGUGUUUGACCAUGAUGUAGUACCGUUCACCUCCCUGUACUAGCAGUUUUUACCUCAACGCCACCUAUAAAAGUACAUUUUCGUUUUCAACUCGCGAGCAUAAUGUCCUCCUGGGCGGAGAUUCUCCUGCAGAACAUGGUGGAGCCCGACGACAGCAUAGCUUCGUGGACGGGGAACUUCAAAAAUUGCGUUACGUGUGCCGCCAUCGGGGCCAAGGACUUCAGCCUUGGGACGAAGGUGGAGGGUGGCAAACAUUCUGGGUUUUGGGGCGCGGCGUGCACUACUGCGGAAGGCGAUUUGGGGGUGGACACGGAACUGGCUUGGUCCAAGGUCUGGGCGGAAGACCAGGAUCGCGAAAUCAUGCAGGACGAUGGCUCGGAAGUUCCGGUAUAGAAUCGCUCAUAAGUAGGUAAAUUCAUUUUCUUGUUUUUCCUCAUGACCAUGGGCAGCGACAGAAAAAACUUGAAGAGUCAGUUUGAAAACACAAAAUAAAAAGGACGAGAACAAUCAAAACUUUCAAAAUAAAAAGGUGAAAAUCGUUGAGUACCAAACAAUUUUGAACGCGAUCACGCACGACUUGGCCAAGGGCCCGCUGCCGAACGGCUUGUGGAUCGGGAGCAACAAGCACACUAUUCCCAGCAAACAGCAGGAGGAGGGCGAUAACAAGGAAAUCAACUACCUGGUCAUGAACGCCGCGCGGAAGGGGAAGCAGGGCUUCGCCAUCGUGGUCAGCGACUACCAUCUGGCGGGGAAAGCUUUGCUUGUCGUCGGCGGCUACUCGGAAAACGACGGGGUGCCCUUCUCCAUGGCCGUCCGCGUCUGCAUCGACAUGUGCAAGUGGGCUCAGAGCGAGGGAAUGGACCAAAGUCCGGAAAUCCAAUAGGAACUGGGGUGUUGAGCGGUUAGUUCACUGAGGGAAU